AUGAACCCAAUAGCUUUAUCACUGUACGUCGACUUAAUUAGAGAAAACUUUGACAUUUUUAAUUCAACUCUUCAAGUUUUAGAAUUAAAUCUCGGUAAUGUGGAUUUUGUUUCGGGUCGUACAAUCAAACUUCCCAAAACGGUGUGUAAAGUGUCGUCAAACUAUGGCAUGGCAGGAUUAAUGAAACUGAUACUUGAAAACCCACAAGACGUUGACACAGAUACUGCUAUUCGUUUUUCUAAAGCACCUUUAAUACCACUUAAAGACAAAAAAUGUUCACCCAAAACGUCAAAGAAAAGCAAACAGGACAAAUACAAAAACAAAGAAGUCACAAAAAAAGUCACCAAGAAAAAACACCAAAGUGACUUCAAUGGCGAAGAAAACUUGGACUAA
Molecule: messenger RNA, 393 nt
Organism: Entamoeba invadens IP1
Lineage: Eukaryota; Evosea; Mastigamoebida; Endamoebidae
Exons: 1
Coding region: 1-393 (130 amino acids)
Source: RefSeq, a predicted model, not a curated record